Messenger RNA from Monomorium pharaonis (pharaoh ant), 5974 nucleotides. Its product is annotated as sodium channel protein Nach. The record is from RefSeq and is a predicted model, not a curated record. Gene Ontology annotation, cellular component: membrane. Gene Ontology annotation, molecular function: ligand-gated sodium channel activity. Gene Ontology annotation, biological process: sodium ion transmembrane transport. Bases 595 to 1905 code for a protein of 436 amino acids. NCBI's taxonomy places the organism in Eukaryota, Metazoa, Arthropoda, Insecta, Hymenoptera, Formicidae. The transcript is spliced from 9 exons.
AAAUAAUAGAAUCGUUUGUUCUCGUUUUCUUAUAUUACAAAAUAAAUUUGACCAACAACAACCUUAAGUAUAUAUUUUUUUUUAACUGAAAAGAAACUUAUAUUUGAUAGUAUUUUUACCACCAAAUAAAAGCGUAACAACGAAAUGUCCCGAGCAAAAGCGUAACAACGAAAAGUUCCGAGCAGAAAUGACACAAACACUUAAUUCGUCUUUGCUCGGAAUCUUUCGUUGUUGAAUUUUUGCUCGGAACUAGAGUUGUUCCAUUCUUACUUUGCAUAACGUAUUUAGUAUCAUUUUUGCGCUCAUGAAAAUUUUAUCCUUUUCUUGGUUGUCAUUUCUUUAUAAUUCAUUUUUGCUCUUAGCGCAUCAUAUAUUAUGGUAACUUUUACUAGCUUUAAAGUAUUCUAUUUUUACUUUAAGGACAUUGUGUUAUCGCUAAUAUUUAUUGAUAUAAAAUAUUUUGCUGUGAUAUGUAAAUGGAACAUUCUAAUUUAAAAGAACAUAAUCACAAGUGGCACGAGAAUCCAUAAUAUACACAUUAGUUGUGCUUUAACAUUUUCAUCGUUUAAUAAUUAAUUACAUGAAGAUAAAAUCAUGACUAGGGAAGUUAAAAUUAUCAUUCGUCAAUCGGAAGGUCAAAUAAAUGUUUUAUGCACGUCACAUGUACUAUUGUACUAUAUACUCUUGUUAUUUAUCUUAUCAUAUGGUAUACGACACGCUAACGAAUCGGUUUACAUGAGAAGAAACAGGACACAAAUUCGACAGAAAAUGUUAAUUGCGAAUACGAAGUGUUGGAAUAUUGUGAAGAGACAAGCCACCGAAUUUUGCUGCAAUACCGGAUUACAUGGUUACAAAUACAUCAGUCAUACUCAACGUUCUAAAACGGAGCGGAUUGUUUGGGCAAUAGUAGUAUUUGUGUCACUAGGUUGCGCCAUUUUUUUAAUGAAAAUGGCUUGGAAUUAUUACGCCAUCCAUCCUACUUUGACAGUUAUCGAAUCAACACAUCGUGGAAUAUGGCAUUAUCCAUUUCCUGCAAUAACAGUGUGCAAUAUUAAUCGGAUAUCUUACAAUUUGACUAAAAAGUUUGUCGAAAAUUUAAAAACACCACCUAAUGUUUCGAAAGAAUACUUAAUUCAAGAAAUACGUCUAAUGAAUGAACUAAUAAUACCAGGAUUAUUUGGAUAUGAUAUUCAGAAGAACCUUACUCAUCUACAAGAUAUUAUAGAUGAUAACCAAUUAUCUAUACUUAAUGUAAUGAAAUUGGUAACACAAAACUGCAGUACUUUAUUGAAAAUAUGUAAAUGGAAAGGCACAAAUGACCAAUGUGAUAAAUAUUUCAAACAAAUUUUAGCGCGAGAUGGCUUGUGCUGCAGUUUUAAUUAUUAUACUUUUCCAGACACAAUACCGGACAAUGUGGAAAGAUCUGCUGCUUGUGGAUUUGAAACCGGUAUGACCAUAAUAGUAGAUUCUGAACCAAAUGAUUAUCAUGCUACAAUUGUCGGAGCAUAUGGAUUGAAGGUCUUGAUACACAAUUCAUUUGAUUACCCAGACUUUAAUACUGAACUUCAAUUAGUACAAUUAAAUAGUCAACAUUUUGUGAGCAUCAAUCCUGAAGAAAUGUAUUCAAAACCCGAAGUAAAGGAUUUAGCAAUUUCUACGCGCAGAUGUAUAUUUAGCGAUGAGGCUAAUAAAGUGCUGUAUAAAAAUGUCAAAGAGAGGAAUUUAACUUUUACGGCAUAUUCAUAUCACAAUUGUCUUGCAGAAUGUCGAGCUAGCAUUACAAGAGCAAAAUGCGGUUGCAUUCCUUAUUUCUUUCCACAAAAUAGUACCAGGAUAUGCAACCUUAAGGAUAUUGAGUGCUUAAAGAAAUAUAAGUGUAAGUGUGCCCUUAAAAACUACUUUUGAAGCUUAAAAAUAAUACCUAACUGUGAAAUUUUUUUAAAGAAAAAUAAUUGACUUAAUCAAAAUUUUGUUUUUGAAGGUUUUAUUAUAUAAUUUUUUUAUGUAAAAAAAUUUGUUUUAUUUUUUCCAAAAUAGUGAUGUUUGACCCUAUCGUUGAAUCUCCCUUUUUGAUACAUACUCAGCCGGUAUACAUAAUUGACACCAACAACUGAUUUGAUUUAGGGUAAAAUAUAAAAGAUUUUCACACUAUCUAUGUGUGAAAAACUACAAAAUAGACAUUCAAAAUAUUAACUUUUGUAAAUAAUAAAUGUUUGAAAAAAGUGCAAUUUUUGCAGGAAAAUUUUUGUUUAAAGAUAUUAAUUUAAAUAAAAGAGAAUGUUAAAAAAGGACCUUAAUUUUGGCUCUCAAAAAUGUAAGUAUAGGUAUGAACAUAGAUAAAUAGCGAUUGAAGAAACCAAAACGUAAUCCAAUUCUCUGGCACUUAGAGUAGUCCUUCUAUUUGUACUUCGAGAUAGUGUAAAGAUUUAAAGAAGAUUAAAGCUGAAUAAGAUAAAAUCGUCUUAAAUAAUACCUUAAGAUGAUAAUAUGGCUUUAUGAUUGAUCCAUGACAUCUUCAAAUUGUAUUUAACAAGGAGAUGCCGCAUUUGCUAACUUUUGAAUAAGCCAUUGAAUAAGCCAUAGUGCAUUCAAAAGGGGAGGUGAAAAGCAAAAACCGUGUUUUGGAUUUGAGUGAAUGGGCUUUAGUUUUUGGGGAAAUUGCAUCUAAAUGUAUGCAUUUUCGGUCGGUAAAGUAAGUACAAUGAAAAGCCACUUCUUGGCAUGAAGCGCGGUGGCCGCAGCUGCCGCGGGUGCUAAGUACGCGCUUACUAUUUUGUUGCCAUCCGUGUGAGCUGGAUUCGAGACUAGUUGUAACAAUUUAAAAAAAAUCUGUAUCUCAAUUAAAUUUAUUUUCUUUAUUCUUCAAAAUAAAAACUUUUUGUGAUUUUAAUAAAUUUCUAUAAUGUUAUUAAAUAUAAUAAAACAUAAUACAUUUACAUUUAUUUCUUAUGAAAUGUAUUCUGACAUUCUUGUACAAUAUUGUGUGUGAAAAUUUACAUACAAGUAUUGGACACAUUUUUCGCACCAUGAACAUAUUAUAAAUGCAACUCGCGUGUUGCAAAUAUAUUUUUUGUUACGUACGUCAGGUGGAAAACACAAUUUUUUUAAAAGCAAAAAAUAUCAUAACUAAAAAUAUGCAAAAUAAUUGCUUGGUGCCUGUUAAAGUUAAAAGAUAAACGCGACAUUAUACAAGAAUGUUAAAAUUUUAUAAUAAAUAAAAAAUGUAUUGUUAUUUCUUAAUAUAUUUAAUAAUAUGAAAAUUUACUAAAACUGCAAGAAACAGUUUUUAUUAAGGGGUUAUACUACUCAGCAAAAAAUUUUUUUUCCGUUUUUUUUUAUUGACUUAAAUAAUGCAUAAACUAUCUAAAAAUGAUAUUCCAGCAUAAUUAUAAGUGGGAAACAUUUAAAAAAAUUUUUACAACUUAUUUUCCGAAGCGCCGCCAAGCGCUUUGAAAUGUUUAAAAAUGCCACUCCGUCACGCGUAGCAUUUUGAAGCGUUGUAGUCAAGUCGGUAUUUUUAUAUAGGUAGAAGUAAGUUAUACUUUCUCAAAUUAAGUGUUAAUUAAAUGCGAAUGAAAGUUUAAACGCCGUCGUUUGGAUAGUAGCGCCGAAAUCGGUAUCAAGCAGCAAAACUAUUAUUGAUAUAGAGACUAACGUUGCUGCAAUCCUUUAUAAUGAUGGUUUUCAAGGAUUACUUGCUAUAAUGAGUAUACUUAAACUGAAGAUUAGCCACGAAUUUUACAAUUAUUGUAUAGAAAUCGAUGAACGGCGCGUUCAAGCUGCAAACCGCUCAGCAUCAAUAAAUAGAAAAAAUGCGCGGAAGGAUCUUACAUCGCUUAGAAAAGAAGCUGAAGAGCAAUAUUUAGGUUUGGAAGAAAUGUUUUACGGUCCUGGGAUAGCAGAGUGAAGGUAAAAAAAUCAGCAAGCCGAUAUUUUCAAUUUUUCAUGUAGUAAACAUGUUUUGAAACUUUAAACGCGAUUAUCUCAAAACCAUGUUUUUCAAAUUGGCAUGCAGCAUAACUCGGGCAAUUUAUAUUCGAUUGACUUGAAAUUUGAACUGUAGCUUCUUAGAUAGAUUAUCUAUCGAAGUACCAAUGAUUUUUACGAUUAAUAAAUAAUUAUAUUUUUUAUAAACGAUUUAAAAUCAAUUUUUCAUCGAAAAAAGUAAUUUUUCUUUUAAAUGCAUGCCAAAUUUGUAAAAAUCAAUAUUUUUUAAUAAUCGUUGGUACUUCCAAAGAAACACUAAUAUAGAAUAUAAAAAAAUUUUUUUUAUCCCUGUAGAUGCUGUAUGAACAUUGCUACCCUGCACGCCGUUUAUCUCUUCGAAAAAAAAGCGUUCUUAAGUAACUUAUUGCCACGACGCCAUUUUGUACUUUAAAUAAAACAAAAUUUUUUUUGUAUAUCUUAAAACUUAUAUAAUAAACUCUGUAAACUUUAGUUUGAUUGCUUUAUUAGUAGUGGACAAAAAAAAUUCAUAAAAAAGCCUCAUUUUUCAGCACGCCUGGGUAGUAUAACCCCUUAAAAAAAAAAAAAAAAAAAAAAAAAAAGAAAGAAAGACAGAGUAAAAAAUUUGUCACAACUGGUCUCGAGCGCAGCUCACGGAUAGCAACAAAACAGUAGGCACGCAGUCAGUACCUGUGGCCAUUGUGUUUCAUGCUAAGAAGUGGCUUUCCAUUGUACUUAUCUUACCGAAAAUGCAUACAUUUAGAUGCAACUUUCUUAGAAACUAAGGCUCAUUCACCCAAAAGCCAAAACACGGUUUUUGCUUUUUACCUCCCCUUUCGAAUACACUAUGGCUCAUUCGAAAGUAGAAUUAGUAGAUGGCGGCAUUUCCUUGUAAAACAAUCUUAAAUUAAGAACUAUAAAUACCGGCCAAUCUCUAUAUACGAGAUAUGAAACUUAUAAUCUAUCACUUACGAUUCCAUUGCUCUUACAUGGAACUAUACAACAUUCUAAAGUACAAGUAAAAAAAAGUAAUAGUGAUAAAAUUAUUACAAAAUUCAUAGGGAACAAAAUUUGGGGAACACCUUGAAAAUUGAGUAAGAAUAUGGUGUAUUUAUAGAAAUUUAGAUGAUGUAUGGAACCACAAAACACAUUUGUGUUUUGAGAAGGGAAGGGAAAAAAAGAAAAAUGGAGAGGGGAUGUUUUCAGUUCCUUUAAAAUUCAUAUGAUGGAAGUAAUUUUUCUGGUUUGCAUGAUAUGUAUUUAUAUGCGUUUAUAUAAAUAUGAGUAAGUUUCCACCGAGAGUUCAAAUUGGGUUAGAGUCGGGCCAAUUAGCCAAUAGUUAUGAUGGUACAACGGAAGUAACCUAAUUUCCGUUGUGACCAGCAUAGCCAUUGGCUAAUUGGCCCGACUCUGACGCUUACUCAAUGAUAUGUAGAGGAAACCGAGGCAGAAUGGGAUAGCGGAGUAGAAUGGGACAAUUAUUUUCAUUCCAUGAUGCCGCAACAGUGCGGAAAAUUCGUGAACUGCUUCAACAGGUCGCGAUAAGAUUGAGGCAACUUUGUUGAUUGUAACUAAAGGUCAUUUCUAAGUGAAUGAGAGUUGUGAAGUAACUCGGGUCGAUUUGAAAAGCGAAUUUAUAAAUUUCAUAUGACAGUUGAUUGAGGUAAGCUAAUUUAUCGUUACAUACAUAAUUUUAAAUACUAUAAUCGCUAAAAGUAUUUAUAAUUAGAUGUUGUUUUCCAAAACAAUUUUUUUAAAGAUUUUUUCUAAAAGUUACAUGAAUUUUUUUAUCUUAUGUGUGAUCGUGGGGCAGAACGGGAUUCUAUCGCAUGGGAUAGAAUGGAAUAGUAUCUCGUUCUAUUCCACACUUUUUUUUCUCACAAUUAUUUAUUAAACAAUUUAAGAUGAUGCAAAAAUACGUCGCAAAAACAGAUAGACAACAAUGGGAUAAAUAUUCGAUGGCAUUGGCAGUGCAACUAGUUAUAUCGAAGGAAAUAGAAAAUAAAAAAAGAGUAUAAAAAACCAGGAA